Molecule: messenger RNA, 2178 nt
Organism: Ceratitis capitata (Mediterranean fruit fly)
Lineage: Eukaryota; Metazoa; Arthropoda; Insecta; Diptera; Tephritidae
Exons: 4
Coding region: 55-2067 (670 amino acids)
Source: RefSeq, a predicted model, not a curated record
UUAUUUUAUAAAUAUAUUUGUAUUCAUAUGUCUACAUAUAAAUAUAAAUAAAAAAUGUCGAGGUUAAAUUAUCAGCCAAUAAGUGACAAAAGAUCGCAUAAACGCAAAAAUCUAAUAAAUGUAGGAAUUGCAAAUCCGAUCCAGAUAAUAACAACCUGUGGGAUCAUUUUACUCAUCCGGAUACUUUAUUCGCUCGAUGCACGCAAUUUUUAUGACACUUCUAACGACAUCUCAACGAUAUAUUAUUUCUUACACACAUCUGAGUGUCGCACACCCUACGUGGAUCCAUUCUCAACUGCUGCAUUCAAAUUAUUUAAUCCCGGCAAGCUAACUUAUGAGAAUUGCGCCAAUGAUAUUCCACUCAUUCAAUCGGUUUAUCUGAACCAAGCUCGGAAAUAUGUUUUACACAUGAAUAUGUCGGCAAUGGCGGGAAUUUCGAACGUGUCAAAUACCAAUAUUGAGAAUAUUCAUUGUUGUUAUCGUGAAAUAAGACGACCUGUAGGGGUGGUUACAAAUGAGGACAGAUAUAUAAUAUCUCCGUGCGUUAACUUUCCACAAGACUUUAUGGUGCCCCAACAUAUAGAUUUCAUGAUCACUGAGUGUUAUUUAAAUAAUAAUAAAACGAGCCUCAUACAAAAAGACGCAUUUUCGUUCGUACAACAAAAAAAUAACACCAACAACAACGAUAAUGCACCCAAAAGCAACUCAACUUUUGGCAGAAGGAAACCGAACAUAUUGCUCCUGGGCAUCGAUAGUGUUUCGCGUAUAAAUAUUCGUCGCACUAUGCCUCAGACGUUUAAAUAUAUGCAAAUGAACAAUUGGUUCGAAUUGCAAGGAUACAAUAAAAUCGCCGAUAAUACCUUUCCGAAUUUGAUGGCUCUGUUAUCAUCGUACAAUUUAUCCACCGCUGAAGACAAAUGUCGAGCCGAAACAGUUGGCGGUUUGAAUAGACCUGAAUGUAAUUUCAUUUGGAAUAAAUUCAAAGAAAAUGGCUAUAAAACAGCAUAUGCUGAAGAUUCUAUUGGUCUUAGCACAUUCAAUUAUGGAAGAAAAGGUUUCCUCCAACAGCCAACCGAUUAUUAUAUACGCCCCAUGUUGUUGGCUAUUUCAUCAAAAAUGGCAAAAAAGAGACUUAGAGGUGGAGUUACAUGUAUUGGGCGCAAACAUCAAGCCGAAUACAUAUAUGAUUUUGCAUUACAAUUUGCCAACAGUAUUACAACUGAACCGUUCUUUGGACUAUUCUGGACAAACUCAUUUAGUCAUGAGUACUUCGACUUACCACUAACAAUGGAUGUGAAAAUAUUAGAAUAUCUCAAGCACAUGAAAAGUAAUGGCAUUUUGGAUAGUUCGAUUGUAAUAUUUUUUUCUGAUCAUGGUAUGCGUUGGGGUCCCUUGCUACAGUUGAACUCUGGUUUCUUCGAAGAACGGUUGCCAAUGAUGUUUAUCUCAAUACCAGCCUGGUUUCAAUAUGAAUAUCCAGAGUUCGUGAAAUCCUUAAAAUUAAAUCGUUAUCGUUUAACCUCACCAUAUGAUAUUUAUGCCACUAUGGGGCAUGUAAUUGAGCUAGGUAAUCCACAAAAGCAAUUUCUCUAUGCGAAUGACACAAUAAAGGGUUUAAGUAUUUUUCGAGAAAUACCGGAGAAUCGUACUUGCUAUGACGCUGAAAUACCAGAGCACUGGUGUGCUUGUUCACCAUACGAAACUAUCUCAUCAAGUGACUCGACUGCGAGAAGCAUAGUCUUUAUGGUGAUUGAUGAGAUAAAUCGUUAUCUUUUCGGUAAAAAUAUUAGCGAUAAAUGCAGCCAACUGUUUUUAGAUAAAUUGAAAGAAGUACAAUCAAAAAUAUAUAAUCCACCAAAUCAGACUACGUACCGUUUAACAUUCGAUGCGAAGCCGAAAAGGGCAAGUUUUCAAGCAACAGCAAUUUAUUAUAAAAUUUCUAAUACAAUUAAGACGGUAGUCGAGGAUAUAUCGCGCCUAGACUCUUAUGUACCCACUUCAGGAUGCCUUAAAUUAAAGGAGGCUCGGAAAUAUUGCAUUUGUAAAGACAAGGAUGGUAUCAAAUAAACCUAAAUGCAUACUUAUAUAGAUAAAAACGAAGUAUGCAGAGAUUGUUGUCUCUUCCGGUUAUGUAUUUAUUAUUAGACAAUGUUAAAUUUAAAAUAUACUUUUCCAACG